GCGCUCUCCUCCUUUCACGAACGGUUCUGUUGACAGUAUUCUGACACUUCGGCUCUAAGAACUCUUCGUCUCGUCUUUGUUUCACGAUGUAACUUUUACUUCUGUUAAAGGACAGCAGUGUCGAAGGAGUUGUUGGUGUUAUGAAUAAGUAUGAGGUCGGCCGUCAGAUUGGAGAGGGAGCGUUUGGUAAAGCCUUUCUGGUUCGAGACAAAGGUGAAGGUGAAAGUAGACAGUGUGUGGUCAAACAGAUCAACCUCAGAAAGAUGUCAGCGAGGGAAAAGGAAGCAUCGAAGAAAGAGGUUACUCUGCUAUCCAAGAUGAAACACCCAAACAUCGUCACCUUUAUCGACUCAUUUCAAGAGAGGGGCAGCCUUUACAUCUUGAUGGAGUACUGCGACGGAGGAGAUUUAAUGAAGAAGAUCAACAUGCAGAGAGGAGUCUACUUUUCUGAGGAGCAGGUCAUUAAUUGGUUUGUUCAGAUUUGCCUCGGACUCAAACACAUCCACGACAGGAAGAUCCUUCACAGAGACAUCAAAUCUCAGAAUAUCUUCCUCACCAACGGAGGGAUGAAAGUGAAGCUGGGGGACUUUGGAAUCGCAAGAAUGUUGAAUAACACCAUGGAGCUGGCCAGGACUUGUGUCGGGACGCCGUAUUACCUCUCCCCAGAGAUCUGUGAGAAUCGACCCUACAAUAAUAAGACGGAUAUCUGGUCUCUGGGCUGCGUCCUGUAUGAACUCUGCACCCUGAGGCAUCCAUUUGAGGGCAGCAGUCUGCGGCAGCUGGUCAGCAAAAUCUGCAGGGGGCACUACAACCCCGUACCAAACCGUUACUCCUACGAGCUCCGCCUGCUGGUCACACAACUGUUCAAGGUGAACCCCCGGGAUCGUCCUUCAGUCACUUCAGUCCUCCGACGUCCCUUCUUAGAGAAACUGAUCAGCAAACACCUGGACCCCCAGCUGCUGCAGGAGGAGUUCAGCCACACGGUUCUGCAUCGACACAGAGCUGCAGUGUCUCAGGAGGCUAAAAGGAGACCAGAUAACACAGCAGAGAAGAUCCAGAAGGCCAAAGCAGCAGAAAGGCCAGGGGUGGCUGUAAAGAAACUUCCUGCUAAAGCAGAGUGGAGAGUCCCACUCAGAGCCUACAGCCCUGCAAACUACAGACCUCUUCAUCAGAGAGCAGCACAGGCAGCUGCCGACAGAGAGAACCAAAGGUUAAACGAGCAGCAGCAAGGGAGCCAUUACCAACACUACCACGCAGAGCUAGACGCCCUACAGAGGAGGAGGAGGGAGGAUGUCCCUCUUCCUCUUCAUCCUCCUCCUCAGGACAGAGAGAGGCAGCAGCAGGAAACUCCCUCUGUGGAGCCAUACCAGAUCGUGGCUGCAGCUCGUCAUGAAUACCUGCAGAGGAGACAUGAAGCAAACCAGUACAAACUGAGAGCAGAGAAACAGCUGGGUCUUCGUCCGUGUACGGCAGAGAGAAACAGGAAGCCUGGAGGUCAGGAGCAGGAAGGUGGAUGCUCUGAACAACAGCAUGAAGCUCAGGACAAGAAGCAGGACGGACAGCAGGAGUACCUGCGUCAGCUGGAUCUAAUCCGACAGCAGUAUCAUCAGGACAUGAGACAGAUGAGGCAGAGAGCUGAAGCUGAGGCUAAAACACAGCACACACAUGGGACCUUUGUGGUGGAUAAACACAGAGAUUCUGAACCUUCUCCUGAAAAUAAAGAGCAUCAGAAAGCCUCACCUGUACAGGACGUUGAAGAGGCUCUGAAGCAGAUCAGAGAGGAGAACAGAGACCAGAGGAGAGCUCUGGAGAGGAAAGACAUGAAGGGAAUCAUGUUUGAGAUCAGGUUGCACGAUGAAGAGGAUGCCACUGAGAAGAAAGAGGGAAAGAAGGAUCAGAGGGACGAUGGAGGACCAAAUAAAGAUGAGGACGCUGACCCUCUGAAUCAGACUCUUAGCUUCCAGCAGGGAGAGGAGAUGAAGCUCAGGGAUUGGUCAGAGGAGGCGAGGAGGGGGUGGAGUCAGAGGAUGCCUCAGACUCUACUGGAUGCACUUGGAAACAUGGAGGUCUACUCUGUCUACAACACUACCAUCGAGGCAGAAGAAGGUGAAGAGGCGACAGGUCGCAGGCAGUGGGCUGACGGCCCCCCCAACACCCUGCUGAACGCCCUCGCUGAAGCUGAACUCACAACGUCGACCCUGGAUUCAGUGACCGCAGAUUUAGAGGAUGGGGCAGAAGAGAUGGACGAGAGAGAGGAGGGGAGAAAAGGAGAAGAUGAGGAGGAGUCAGAUGUGGAGAUGGAUGAAGAGCGUCUGGAGCCGAGGUCAGACGAUGACGACACUAAUUUUGAGGAGUCAGAGGACGAGCUGAGGGAGGCAGUGGCAGACUCCAUGAAGAAUCUGUUUGUGAUGGAGGACAGCAGCUCAGAUGACCUGGAGGAAGCAGAGGAGGAUUCUGGGAAGGAGGAGAGAGAGGAUGCUGGAGCAGAUGUUACAAAAGAUCAGACAGAGACAGAGGAUCCAGGUAGAGGCGAUGCUGCUAAAAUGACCGAAGUCAUCUCACCUGAGCCUGAAGAAGACGUCAGUCUGUCUGAUCACAUGACAGCAAACGCACAGCAACAAGCCAGCUAAAAAACAGACUUUAAUGUUGGACAAGAGACAAAAAGAAACAUUUCUUCUCUCCUUAUUCAGCUUGAACUAAGCUCCACUACAGUUUAAUCCAAAUGAAAAUGUUUAAAUUAAAAAGAAAAAAACUGAAAAAAACCCUUAGUGCGUGCUGUGUUUAUGACCUGCGAGUUCACAUUAAUCAUGUAAAAACAAAUAAAUAGUUCCUGUUAGGACCAGUAUCUGACCCUUAGUCGAACCCUCACUCCUCCUUGGUUCCUGUUAGUCAGAAAAAACCUCUUUUAGCCAGACUCCUCUCUUUUAACACAUUUUUUUACUGACUUUGAUCUGAUAUAAAUUAAUCUGAUUCCUAGAUAAAGUUGUCCUCAGUAAAAGAAUAAAGCCAGAGAUAAAGCUGGGUGUAUGGGGAUAAAAUGUCAGAGUGUGAUACAGACAUGAUUCAUAAAGAGAUAAAUAAAUUCUUGUUUUGACUUUUUUGGUUAUUUUUAGACUUAAACAGAAAUAUUUAAUGUCAGAACUCUCCUGAUCCAUCAGCUUCAACGC
Cheilinus undulatus (humphead wrasse) is the source of this 3167-nucleotide messenger RNA. RefSeq names its product serine/threonine-protein kinase Nek5-like. Lineage: Eukaryota; Metazoa; Chordata; Actinopteri; Labriformes; Labridae. Gene Ontology annotation, biological process: protein phosphorylation. The transcript is spliced from 24 exons. Bases 141 to 2630 code for a protein of 829 amino acids. Gene Ontology annotation, molecular function: ATP binding; protein kinase activity. The record is from RefSeq and is a predicted model, not a curated record.